Trichoderma virens Gv29-8 is the source of this 2160-nucleotide messenger RNA. RefSeq lists its product as uncharacterized. NCBI's taxonomy places the organism in Eukaryota, Fungi, Ascomycota, Sordariomycetes, Hypocreales, Hypocreaceae. The record is from RefSeq and is a predicted model, not a curated record. The annotation marks the transcript as partial. Gene Ontology annotation, molecular function: protein binding; ATP hydrolysis activity. The transcript is spliced from 2 exons. Gene Ontology annotation, cellular component: kinesin complex.
GGACAUGAGCGGCGCGAUAUCAGCCAUAGUCAGUUCGGCGACAACACUGUCAUCCACCAGGGCAAUGUCCACCUCCAUCUGCCCCGCAGGCCGGCCCGCGCUGAGGUCGUCCGCGUUAUUCCAUACCCCCCCAACGAAGAUCUAGUUCGUCGUCGGGGUCUUAUCGACAGACUAGACAAGCUCCUGCCGCAAACCCCAGGGUUCCAUAGCGCUGCUCUUUGGGGCUUAGGAGGUUCAGGCAAGACACAGAUUGCGCUUGAUUAUGCAUAUCGACGGUGUGACGAUAGUAACUGCUGUGUCUUCUGGGUGCAUGCAGACAGUGAAGCGACUUUUAUAACUGACUAUAAGGCGAUUGGUCAGAAGCUCGGAGUCGACGAGAGCCUUGAUGGGUCAGAUCUGCUUAAUGCGGUGCGCAGCAGCAUUGAAGCACAGCCGCGAUGGGUAAUCAUCCUCGAUAAUGCUGAUAAUCUGAAGCUAUUUGGAGUGGAUCGCGAAGAAGGGAUGAACGAGCGCCUAUCUAGGUACAUCCCCGGGGGGCCGCAGGGAACGAUAUUAUGGACGAGCCGUGAUGCUCAUAUCACAGGCACGCUCGUCGGCUCGUCUCGAGGUAUCGAGGUUUCAUCCAUGACAAGGGGUGAGGCGACAGCUCUUCUCGCGGCAACUAGAGGUGAUCGGUUGGCUGUGGAAGACGUGGGAAUCGAUCAACUGCUAGAAGAGCUGCAGCGGCUUCCAUUGGCGGUCUCGCAGGCUGGAGCAUACAUACGGCGGACAUCGAUGACGAUCAAGGAAUACCUAGAUCUGCUAACACAAGGCUCCAGCCGAUGGGACCUACUUAAGAUGAACAGUUUUGAUCGGCAUCGACGGCCCGAGGUGUCGAAUAGCGUGCUCGAGACUUGGAAAAUCUCAACCCAGAAAAUUCGAGAGGAAAGUGAGCUGUCGUACCGAAUUCUCAACGUCAUUGCAUACCUAGAUAGCCAAGACAUACCGCACGAGUUGAUAGUGGCAGCCAGCCGGUACAGCGUUGACGAGGAGGGUAGGGCUGAGCAGGUUCACAAGCUUGAGGUGCAGCAGGCUGUUAUGCGACUGGUGGAGUUUUCUUUUCUCGAUAUGCGUCGAGGGGAGGGAGGUUUACGGAUCUAUGAGAUGCACAAGCUUCUCCAGGAGGCUGUUCGAUACGGUCUGUGGGUUCAAGGGCCGAUGGAAAUGGCCUUUAGUGAGAUUACGACUCGGCAUAAUCAGCCGCAGAAUGCAGAGGCAUACUACUCGAGUAUAGCUCUGCAGAUGGUGGAUGAUAUUUUCCCGGUAUCAAAGCAAGACUCAUGGGCACGAUGUGAGCAGUUUAUAGCACAUGCUAUACGAGUAGGAGAGUGGGCAGAGAUAAGCGGGAAGGCGGUUGAAACAUCAGCAUUACUCGGAAGAGUAUCGGAUUUUCUAUAUGAUCGAGGGCGGUGGAGAGAGAAGGAGCCAGUUGACCGGAGGGCUUUAGAUCUCCGGCGGGAGGCGCUUGGAGAGGAGCAUCCCGAUACGGUUAUAAGCUUGUCAAACCUUGCGAUAACAUACCAUGAACAAGGCCGAUAUGAUGAGGCUGAGAGGUUAAAGAACCAAGUAUUAGAUCUUCGGCGGGAGAUCCUCGGAGAGAAGCAUCCGAAUACGAUUAGGAGUAUGGUAAACAUUGCGGCAACAUACUAUGUACAAGGCCGAUACGACGAAGCUGAGAGGUUAACGAAGCAAGGAUUAGAUCUUCAGCGAGAGAUCCUCGGAGAGAAGCAUCCGAGUACGAUUUGGAGCAUAGCAAAGCUUGCGGCAAUAUAUUUUGCACAAGACCGACUUGAUGAGGCUAUGAGGUUGAGUAAGCAAGGAUUUGAUCUACAGCGGGAGAUACUCGGGGAGAAGCAUCCAGAUACGAUUUUCAGUAUGACAUACCUUGCGGCAGUAUACUAUACACAAGGCCGAUAUGAUAAGGCUGAGAGGUUACAGAAGCAAGCAUUAGAUUUUCAGCGGGAAGUGCUUGGGGAGAAGCAUCCUCAUACAAUGCGGAGUAUGGCAAAUCUUUCAGCAAUAUACUAUAGACAAGGCCGAUAUAAUGAGGAUGAGAGGUUAAAGAAGCAAGCAUUAGAUCUUAAGCGGGAGGUACUAGGGGAGAAGCAUCCCGAUACGAUU